UGCGAGCUCAACUUGGGAUGUUUUGGAUAAACAGACGCGUCCGAUAAUGGAUCCCGCCAGCCGUGAAGCAGCGGGCCACCGCGGGCCUAGAUGGAAGGGAAGCCAUGCGGGCAGCAGGGCGACGGCGCCGGGCCCAGCCCUGAGCAGGCGUCCUGCGGCUGGCUGGGAGGAGCGCGGCCCUCCUGCAGCCCCCCAUCCGCGGCGCUCCGGGACGCCCCUACUAAGAUGUCCCUCAGCAGCGGCCCUGCAGGCGGGAAAGGUGUGGACUCGAAUGCGGUGGACGCGUACGACAGCGGUGAUGAGUGGGACAUCGGCGUGGGCAAUCUGAUCAUUGACCUGGACGCCGACCUGGAGAAGGACAAACUGGAAAUGUCCGGCAGCAAGGAGGGCGGCCCUGUGGCCGGCCCUCCCGGCGCCGUGGCCGCUCUGCCCGACAACAUCAAAUUCGUCAGUCCCGUGGGUGGCGGGCAGGGAAAAGACGGCAAAUCCAAAUCCAAGCGCGCUAAGAACUCCAAAGAAAGCGCCAAGACGGCCGCGCCACCACCGGAUGUCGUAAAGAAGGAGCUUCUGGCUCGGGCCCCCGGGGACCCUGUGGUGCCCCACAACCUCACUUCGGGGCUGACUAAGGGGGGCGACAAGUCCGGCAAAACCUCGCGGCUCCUGCCGUCCGUCAAGAAGGACAAAGACGGUGUGUUGGCAAAGACUAAGAAGGACAAAAUGGAAGUGGACAAGGAGACAGCGCUGCCCGGGGCCCCCCUUCCUCGCAGCGGCCCCUUUGAGGGCCCGCAGAACUCUGAGGCCCCGGCCGCCGAUCUCCUGGGUCACGUGGGUCAUGUGGCUCUGGACUCUGCCGGCAUGGGCCAGCCGGUUUCUAUGACGACUGAGGAGGAGGAAGAGGAGGACGAGGAGAUGGACAGCGCCGACUGUCGCAACCUCAAAAAGAUGCUGUGUGGGGACAAGAUGGAGUCACCCAGCUCCACGCCGGCCGCGCCCUCCCUGCACCUGCUAGCCAACAGCGACAUCUCCUCGCCCUGCGAGCAGAUCAUGGUGCGCACGCGCUCGCUGGCGGUCAACACGGCGGACGCGGCGCAGGCCACCGAGCCCGAGUGCCUGGGGCCCUGCGAGCCCGGAACCAGCGUCAACCUGGAGGGGAUCGUGUGGCAGGAGACCGAAGACGGGAUGCUGGUGGUGAAUGUGACGUGGAGGAACAAGACCUACGUGGGAACCCUGUUGGACUGCACCCGACACGACUGGGCCCCUCCCAGGUUCUGCGAUUCUCCCACCAGCGACGUCGAGAUGCGAGGCGGGCGAGGCCGAGGCAAGCGGAUGCGCCCGGCCGGCGCCGUGCCCGCCAACGACAACAGCACGUCGUCGGACAACAAAGGAAGCGGCAAGACCCGCGGCGGUGGCGCCGGCGCCAACGGCAAAGGCCGGCGCGGCAGCCAGACCGGCAGCGCGGGGGCCGCGUGCGGCGGCGUGGAGGACGCCAAGGCCAGCCCCUCGUCCGCCAAGAGGAAGAGCAAGCCCGCCUCUGACAUGGAGCCCACCUCCAGCUCCGAGGACACCAAAGUAUCCAAGCGCAUGCGGAGCAACUCCACCGGUGCCGCCCACUCGCUCCCCGCGGGGAAGUCAGAAGCCCCGCCCUCGCUGGACCGUGCGUGUCCCUCGCCCGUACUCAUAGACUGCCCCCACCCCAACUGCAACAAGAAGUACAAGCACGUCAACGGUCUGAAGUACCACCAGGCGCGCGCCCACCACGAGCACGACGCCGACAAGUACCACCCGCCGCGUCCCCACGAGCACGACGCCGACAGCGAAUACGGCGACGAGUCCGGCCUCCACCCCGACGCCGCUUCCUGCAACGGCGCCGCCAUCUCCCCGGCCCGCUCCGCCACUCCCAAAGGGCGGGGCUUUGACGCCCCCUCGCCGUCGCCGGGGAAGCAGCCGCACAAGCCGGGCAAGAAGAAGAUGGGCGAGGGCGAGCCCGACGGCACCGACGCCGAGUGCUUGACGGACGAGGCGAGCAACGACGGCGUGGACGACAGGAAGGCGAGGAAGACGGCGGCCGGCGGGAAAACGGACAAAAUGACUCCGAAGGGCGCGAAGCCCGGUCGGCCCAUGCCACCCGCCGGCCCCUCCGUGCCCGCCUCUUACAACUCGCCGGCCGCCUCCCCCUCGCUAGGCUCGGCGGCGCAGGCCCACCCGAAGAACGGACAGUCCAAAGCCGCCCUGCUGUUGGACCCCGCUUCCAGCCCUCUCGCCAAAGAAAAGAAGAAGAAAGACAAGAAGAGGCGGGAGGGCGACAGCCCGAAGGGGGCGCGGCCCGAGGAGGGCGGCUACGCCGAGGCGGGCGACGUCCUGCUCAACGGCUCCUCGGAAGCGCAGCAGAGCCGACUGGCCAGCAUCAAGGCGGCGGCCGACAAAGUCUACAGCUUCUCGGACAACGCGCCCAGCCCCUCCCUGGGCGGCGGCGGUGGCAGGGCAGAUGGCGCCGCGGGCCAAAACGGCACGGACGGCGUGUCGGUUCAGACCGGCAGCCCCGCCUACUCGGACAUCUCGGACGAGGGCGAGGACGGCGAAGGAAAGGCGGAGGGCGUCAAGGUGAAAACGGAGCCCGAACCCAAGAAGGCGCUGUUCCCCCCUCAAGCGCCGCCGGCCAAGGAGGCCGCCUACUACCCCGCUUAUGACGCCUACUACCCCGCCGCCUACGCCAACCCCAGCCCCGCGUCGACCGCCUCUCCGGCAGCGCCCAAGAAGGAGGAGGAACCGGAAGUGGCCGAGGAAGUCAAGGUGAAAGCGGAGCCUCAGGACGACAGGAAGGCGGAGGCCGGAGCCCCGCAGCCGUCGGUCAUCCAGCAGCGGGCCAACGUCUACGCCCCCCCGCCCCUCUACUACAACCAGUACUACGGCCAGCCCUACUCGUACUCGCCCGACCAGGCCUACCACGCCCACCUGCUGGCGUCCAGCCCCGCCUACCGGCAGCAGUGCGAGGAGCGGCAGCGGCUGGCCGACAAGAAGGCCGAGGGCAAGGCCUCGGCGGGGCCGCCCACGCUGACGCCGGCCCCCGCCCUCGCCGAGCUGGCCAAAGUCAAGCCCAAGGAGGCGGCGGGGCUCGAGCAGGCCAAGUCUGUCAUCAUGGUGAAGGGCGAGGACCCCAAGGUGGUGGUCGUCGCCGCCGCCCCGGCCGAGGGGCUGAAGAUGAAGCUGAGCGAGGCGGGCCACCACGGCAAGGACGAGGCCGCCAUGUGGUACCGACAGGAGCCCGACGCCCGCCUCUGGCCGUACGUGUACCCCAACAAGUACUCGGACGCGCCCAAGGCGCAGGAGGACGAGCGUGACAGGAAGUUGAAGGAGGAGCGCUCGCGGCCGAAGGAGGGCUCGCAUAAAGACGAGGCCAAGGAGGGGGCGGACGGCCGGGGGCCGGGGCCCCCGGAGGAGCAGCAGCACCAGCAGCUGAGGGCCGCCGCCAAGGAAGCGCGGCCCACCCACGUGCAGUUUGCCGCCCCGCUGGCGCAGCACCAGGGCUACAUGCCCUACAUGCACGGACCCUACGCCUACGGGCAGGCCUACGAGCCCGGGCAUCCCGGGCACCCCGGCUACAGGGGCGUGCCCUCCGUCAUGAUGCAGAAUUACCCCGGCUCCUACCUCCCUGCUGGUUACUCCUUUUCGCCGUACGCCGGCAAGGCGGCGGCGGGCGAGGAGGGCGGCGAGAAGGCGUCGCGUUCCAGCCCCACGGUGAAGGCGGCCGGCGGCGAGGCCAAAGCGCUGGAGCUCCUGCAGCAACACGCCAGCCACUACAAGAGCAAGUCGCCAACCGCGCUACCCGACAAGAGCGCCUUGCAUGAGCGAGACGGCGAGCGGCCGCGCUCGUCGCCCGCCCAGCGCGCGCCGCCGCCGCCCCCUUCGCACCACCACCACCAUCACCACCUGGCCUACCCGCUCCUCGCCGGACAGUACGAUCUCGCCUAUGCCUCAGGUCUGUCGUCGUCGGCCAUGGUGGCCAGCCAGCAAGCGUCGGCGCCGUCCAUGUACCCGCCCCCGCGCAGGUGAGGAAGGGCUCGCGGCCGCCGGGCCCCGCCUGGAAUCGCGUGACCGGAUCGCGCAAGGAUGCAGUCGCCGCGAUGAGGGAGGACGAUGGGCGGGCGGCACGCUAGCCCCGCCACCCCCGGACAGCGUGACGCUCGGAGGACGGAACCUCGUCAUCCACCUCCCGCUCCUUCUCUUCACCUCCCUCGCCGCUCGUCCCAAAACAGCAAGAAGAAGAAACCUCGCGGAGCCUCUAUCAAAAGUGCAGCCUUCACACGGAACGGCCGCGGCGGCAGGCCUCCUCCCCCUCGGUGUGUAGCUGUAGCGUCCGCGCGCAAGCGUGUGCGUGUAAAUAGUGUACAGAGGAAUAAUUUUUAAGAGGUUGGAUGCUGUUUUGUUUCCUACUCUUCUUUUUUUUUUCUUUUUGUGAGUGUCUCUGUUGUUUUUCUACACUUGUUGAUCAUAUUAAAACCAUGUAGCUGGACCAACCA
Hippocampus comes (tiger tail seahorse) is the source of this 4517-nucleotide messenger RNA. Its product is annotated as zinc finger protein 609-like. The record is from RefSeq and is a predicted model, not a curated record. Lineage: Eukaryota; Metazoa; Chordata; Actinopteri; Syngnathiformes; Syngnathidae. The transcript is spliced from 9 exons. Gene Ontology annotation, biological process: regulation of transcription by RNA polymerase II. Bases 91 to 4050 code for a protein of 1319 amino acids. Gene Ontology annotation, cellular component: nucleus.